CCCUUCCUGCUGCGGGCCCUGCGCAUCGCCGUGGUGGUCUGCCUCUACUGGUUCACCUCCAUCGCCAUGGUCUUCCUCAACAAGUACCUGCUGGACAGCCCCUCGCUGCGCCUCGACGCCCCCCUCUUCGUCACCUUCUUCCAGUGCGCCCUGACGGCCGCCCUCUGCCUGGGCCUCAGCCUGGGGGCGGCCUGCGGACCCCCCUGCCCCGGCCUGCCUGCCCUCCGCCUCGACCCCAAGGUGUCCCGCAGCGUCCUGCCCCUCUCCGCCGUCUUCAUUGGCAUGGUCACCUCCAACAACCUCUGCCUCAAGCAUGUCGGCGUGGCCUUCUACAAUGUGGGGCGCUCCCUCACCACCGUCUUCAAUGUGCUGCUCUCCUACCUGCUCCUCAAGCAGACCACCUCCCUCUACGCCCUCCUGGCCUGCGGAGUCAUCAUAGGUGGCUUCUGGCUGGGUGUUGACCAGGAAGGAGCAGAGGGCACUCUGUCAUGGCCAGGUAUAGUCUUUGGGAUCUUAGCAAGCCUGUGUGUCUCGCUCAAUGCCAUCUACACGAAGAAGGUGCUGCCGGUGGUGGAUGGUAGCAUCUGGCGCCUGACCUUCUACAACAACGUCAAUGCUUGUGUCCUGUUCUUCCCUCUCAUGAUGCUGCUGGGCGAGUUCCGUACCCUCUACCACUUUGACAAGCUGGGAAGCCCCAGUUUUUGGGGCAUGAUGACCCUGGGGGGAGUGUUUGGCUUUGCCAUUGGGUAUGUGACCGGACUUCAGAUUAAGUUCACUAGCCCACUCACCCACAAUGUGUCUGGGACAGCCAAGGCCUGUGCCCAAACAGUGCUGGCUGUUAUCUACUUUGAGGAGACAAAGAGCCUCUUGUGGUGGACGAGUAACUUGAUGGUUCUGGGCGGCUCCUUCGCCUACACGUGGGUGAAAGGGCUGGAGAUGAGAAAGGUGCAAGAGGAUCCUAAUGUCAAAAGCAGCGAAAGAAACGAGACUGGUGUGUAGGCAGCUCCUGCACCUCCAUUUCUGUGCCCGGGGAGUUAACCUUCAGUGCUCCUUUCCUCCUGGGGAGAAGAAGAGCAAGGAGCAGGAAAGAAUUCACCUGCAAAGUAUAUGGGGAACUGUGUCAGGAACUAGAGCCAAAGACCUGACUGGAUCAUGUUUUAUCCACAGGAUCUCACCCUGUAUCAGAGUUGGGGAGAGCAUGUGUUGUAGAGAGCAAUCAGGUUUUUUUUGUGAUUGUUUUUUAAAAUGGAUGUUGAUAUUGACCUAAUCUGGGCAAUUUGCAUCUCUGGGGGGGUGGGCUCGUAGCAGACAAAGACCGGGAUGGGAGCUUUGUGUACUUGGGGAUCUACAGUUAACUGAAUGAGCGCAGUCUGAAGUUAUAAAAUCCUAAACCUCCAUGUAAGGAAGAAGCAGGUAGCCAGACUGUUGGGGAUAGACUGCAGUAAACUGU
This is a messenger RNA of Nipponia nippon (crested ibis), 1450 nucleotides long. It is a transcript of the gene SLC35C1, whose product is annotated as solute carrier family 35 member C1. The record is from RefSeq and is a predicted model, not a curated record. Lineage: Eukaryota; Metazoa; Chordata; Aves; Pelecaniformes; Threskiornithidae.